UUGGUCAUAAUGGCAGGUGAAGAAAUUAAUGAAGACUAUCUAGUAGAAACUCAUGAAUAUUUAUCAACAUUUGAGAAUUCCAUUGGUGCUGUGGAUGAGAUGCCGAAGACCAUGAUGUCUGUUUCUAGAAAUGAGUUGUUGCAGAAGCUGGACCCACUUGAACAAGCAAGAGUGGAUUUAGUUUCUGCUUACACAUUAAAUUCAAUGUUUUGGGUUUAUUUGGCAACUCAGGGAGUCAAUCCUAAGGAACAUCCAGUAAAGCAGGAAUUGGAGAGGUUCAGAGUAUACAUGAACAGAGUCGAGGAAAUAACAGACAAGGAAAAGGCUGUCAAGCUGGACAGGGGUGCGGCUUCAAGAUUUAUAAAAAAUGCUCUGUGGGAACCAAAACCUAAAAAUGCAUCCAAAGUUGCCAAUAAAGGAAAAAGUAAAAAUUAACUUUUUGGUUUUG
Messenger RNA from Hippopotamus amphibius kiboko, 448 nucleotides. Its product is annotated as nuclear nucleic acid-binding protein C1D-like. NCBI's taxonomy places the organism in Eukaryota, Metazoa, Chordata, Mammalia, Artiodactyla, Hippopotamidae. Gene Ontology annotation, molecular function: RNA binding; DNA binding. Gene Ontology annotation, cellular component: nucleolus; exosome (RNase complex). Gene Ontology annotation, biological process: regulation of gene expression; maturation of 5.8S rRNA. Bases 10 to 435 code for a protein of 141 amino acids. The transcript has a single exon. The record is from RefSeq and is a predicted model, not a curated record.